Schizophyllum commune H4-8 is the source of this 1190-nucleotide messenger RNA. RefSeq lists its product as uncharacterized. The transcript is spliced from 3 exons. Gene Ontology annotation, biological process: protein phosphorylation. Bases 298 to 1032 code for a protein of 244 amino acids. The record is from RefSeq and is a predicted model, not a curated record. Gene Ontology annotation, molecular function: protein kinase activity. NCBI's taxonomy places the organism in Eukaryota, Fungi, Basidiomycota, Agaricomycetes, Agaricales, Schizophyllaceae.
UUGAACACGAACAGGACAUAGUUCGCCUAGUCUAGACGGGGAAUAAGCGAGGGCGGCUGGUUGCUGCCAAGUCAUGAUUUUUGGACUUUGGUCACGGUGUUCAACUUGAUGUUUUUGGCGGUAUUUUCGGACCGGCCUUUUCUCGGUCCCGCCUGCAGGCUCAGCAGAGGCUGCUCUUGACGAUAAGGCUUACUGUAGUGGAAUCAUCUCAGCGACACUCCGUCACGCCUAUUGCACAAGCAGUACCUCAAUUCACUCAAACACCCACGUUUACUCGGGUACGAGUGAACGUUCCUGAUGGAUGUCUUGACACUUCACUUUCCUCCUCGGUCACAAUGGCCGGGUUGGGAACAUCCGACACUUGCACUUGCUGCAUACGGCGAUGCGCUACAACAUGAGGCUCACGCAAGGCCUCUUUCAACGCGUCCUCACGAUAAGAACGCGCUCCCCGCCGAGCUGGUUGUCGUGUCCACUCUUGGUGGCAGCGACUAUGCAUCAGACUCACCUAUCUUCCUUGCUUCGGCCAAAGAUGACCCAUCACGAGAAUACGUGCUGAAGAUGGCACUGCGCGAUGACCUUGUCUCCGGGCUAGCAGCGGAAUACAUCGCGUACUCGAGACACCUGCAGUCAUUGCAGGGUGGCCUUGUACCAAUUUGCUAUGGUCUAUUCGUCUCCGACCAGCCUGCGCGCGCCGACGAGCCACCAUUAAUAGGUGCUCUCGUCCUGUCGUACGUCGGGACGCCACCGCCUGUAGCUUUUCCUCAACUGCCCGACCUCGUCAGACGCCAGAUUUUACUCGCACUACAAGAACUCCACGACGCAGGCGUUGUCCACCGCGACCUCGCCGAACGCAAUAUCGUCCUCGAACCUCUUCGCCCCGACGGGACUGUGUCCGGCCCGGACGACUUCAAGGUGCACAUCAUCGAUUUCGACGCGAUUGAGACGGGCCACGAAUGCCCUGGACUGGAGGGCGACCCGCCGUGCGAGCAGUUGACGGAGGUGGUGGAGAUGUUCGGCCUAGGAGGGCGAUAGGGAGGGCUACAUGCGAUGAGGGUACAUACGAAGGAUAUGUAUUGAUUGCUGCAGCCCUGAUGUCAGACUCGAGGAUGAUGCGUGUGUCGAGCGCGCGGGCGGCCGUUCCGCUUGUACUUGCUCGGGCCCCGCGGCAGGCUCUUGCCUGCCAGAAAACU